GGCGAUUCCGCGAGCUGAUCGAUGGGAUCAAGAUAAAUGGGGUCCAUGCCGAUGCCAUCCAGAUGAGAUACUUCCCAUUCACUCUAGAGGGGCAGGCCAAGGAGUGGCUGGAUAGUUGGCCUCUGGGAUUGAUCACUACGUUCGCCAACCUGGAAGACAAGUUCCUCACACACUAUCAUCCUCCAUCAAAGACGGGGGACCUGAAGAAGCAGAUCACUCAUUUUGCACGGGAGGAAGAUGAAACCAUUCAGGAUGCUUGGGAGAGAUACACCAGUUUCUUCCUAAAGUGUCCCAAUCAUGGUUUCAAUGACUUAUUCAAGGUGGGCACUUUCUGCCACGCCCUCUUCCCAGAAGACAAGCAGUUGAUUGACUCAUUUUGCGGCGGGAACAUGUUGACCAAGACGCCACCGCAGUUGAAUCGACUCUUCGAAGAAAUGGCAGUGCAGGGAUAUGAUUGGGGAACUGCUAGGAGAUUGAGGCGAGCACUAGGUCGGGGUGUGCAUGUUGUAGCCACCCAGUCAUCUGAGUUGGUGCAAGUUGUCUCGAGAGCUCCCAUCAUACUAUAGAAGACUGUCAGGCCAUGCGUAAGUCCAGUACACCACAGGAGCAGGUGAACUUCAUCAACAAUGCUAGGCGCAAUGACCCCUACAAUAAUACUUACAACGAGGG
Messenger RNA from Linum trigynum, 669 nucleotides. NCBI's taxonomy places the organism in Eukaryota, Viridiplantae, Streptophyta, Magnoliopsida, Malpighiales, Linaceae. The record is from the annotation of a GenBank genome assembly.